AUGACCGAAGUAGCUCCCAACGUCUUCUGCAUUAGCGUCACAGACGUCAACGUCACCGUGCUCCGCGAGGGGUCCGACUUGACCCUCAUUGAUGGUGGAUGGCCCGGCGAUGUCUCUAUGAUAGAGAACGUGAUCAGGUCGAUUGGUAACCGACCAGAGGACGUGCGCGCGAUUCUAUUGACCCACGCCCAUAUCGACCACCUUGGCGCGGUGCAGUCAUUUCAUGACCGGCUGAAUGUGCCCAUCUACUCCGACCCGAUUGAGAUCCGUCAUGCCGCCCGCUACUACCUUGAGCAAGCGGCUGAGGCCGACAUUAUGAAAGGCCCAAUGCCACAGACCCUCGACUGGUGGGAGCGGGUGCUUAAAGUGGGUGCCGAUACCGACAUCACCGUCACCGACGUACAGCCGGUUGCCUCUGGGCAACUGGAUGUCCCGGGUCGACCGGUUGCGAUUGCCACGCAUGGUCAUACUUCUGGGCACACCGCCUUCUACGUACCGGCAGCGCGCACUGUGAUUACUGGCGACUGCCUGGUCACCGGUCAUGCAUGCUCGACGAUCAAGGGCCCACAGCCAUGUCCUUGGUUCUUUAACCACUCGAUUCCCGAAGCACUUUCAGCUCUCAAAGUGCUCAAAUCAGUCGAUGCCGACGCCGUUGACAUCGCUCUGAAGGCGGCAGAAGAAAGCGGGUUCGAUAAGCACUAG
This is a messenger RNA of Aspergillus nomiae NRRL 13137, 702 nucleotides long. Its product is annotated as MBL fold metallo-hydrolase. The record is from RefSeq and is a predicted model, not a curated record. The coding region runs from base 1 to 702 and encodes 233 amino acids. The transcript has 2 exons. Gene Ontology annotation, biological process: beta-lactam antibiotic catabolic process. NCBI's taxonomy places the organism in Eukaryota, Fungi, Ascomycota, Eurotiomycetes, Eurotiales, Aspergillaceae. Gene Ontology annotation, molecular function: beta-lactamase activity.